CGACACCCGAAGUCGUCGCGCCCUUGCCUGCCUGCCUCCACCACACGUUCUUUAUUCUUGUACUUUCUUGUCGCACUGGGCCUGCUGCGCCCUCUCUGCGCGACGCGCCAAUUGAAGGCACCAUGAACGGCUUCACAGAGCACGGCCUCGACGAGGACUCGUUUGGAGCUUCCAAGGGUGGGAUAGCAAGCUUCGAUGCUUUCCCCAAAACCAAGAAGACCUACCUCACUCGCGGCCGCGACUCCUCGUCGUGGACCGUCCUCCUCCUCUGCACAUGUAUCUACCUCUCCUGGUCCGAAAUAUCACGUUGGUGGGCCGGCCAAACCACGCAGACCUUCUCCGUUGAGAAGGGCGUCGCUCACGACAUGCAAAUAAACAUUGACAUAGUCGUCGCAAUGAAGUGUGCGGACCUACAUGUCAACAUGCAGGAUGCGGCAGGCGACCGGACAUUGGCAGGAGACUUGCUCCGGAAAGACCCCACCUACUUCACCCAGUAUGGAAAGGGAGCGCAUGCUCUUGGUCAAGGCCCGGAUGCUCUGCCCGGGUGGGAGGACAUGUGGGAUGUGCAUGAUCAGCUGGGAGCGGCAAAGAAGCGAAAGAAGUUCCCCAAGACCCCGCGCAUGAGGGGCGAGGGCGACUCGUGCCGCAUCUUCGGCAGCUUGGAUGGCAACAAAGUGCAGGGCGACUUCCACAUCACCGCGCGAGGCCACGGAUACCGCGAGUUUGGCGAACAUCUGGACCACGGACGCUUCAACUUCUCCCACCACAUCCAGGAAUUGUCCUUCGGCCCGUACUACCCCUCCCUUGUCAAUCCCCUCGACAACACCGUCGCCACAACCGAAGACCACUUCUACAAAUUCCAGUACUACCUCUCCAUCGUACCCACCAUCUACACCGACGACGCAUCCCUCCUCCCGCUCCUCGAAGCCGUGAACCGCGACACGGACCACCCAGCCAAACACGUCUUCCACUCGUCCCACGCCGUCAAGACCAACCAGUACGCCGCGACCUCGCAAUCGCACAAGGUUGCCGAGAACUACAUCCCAGGCAUCUUCGUCAAGUUCGACAUCGAGCCCAUCACCCUGACCGUCGCCGAGGAGUGGGGCGGUUUUUUCCGCCUGAUUGUUAGACUCGUCAAUGUCAUUAGUGGCGUUAUGGUCGCCGGUGGAUGGGCCUGGCAGAUGUUUGACUGGGGCAUGGAGAUCUAUGGACGCAAGCAGAGGAGUCGCGGCGAGAGCAUGGGUAUGCUGAGGACAUUCAGCGACAGGAAGGAGAAGAUGGCAUUUGACUAGAGGCUAUGAGGAAUUGCAAGUAGACGAGGCGUUGUAUGGGUACUUGUGAUGGCCGCGAUACCAUUCGGUAAAGCAAUGCUUUGGCAAGAUGUUUUGGGAGCAUUUGUGGCGUUUGGGCAUGGCUGUGCAUGGAGUAUAUAGGUUCUGAUCUUUGCUCGCUGUGUCAAUACAUGUU
Molecule: messenger RNA, 1467 nt
Organism: Paraphaeosphaeria sporulosa
Lineage: Eukaryota; Fungi; Ascomycota; Dothideomycetes; Pleosporales; Didymosphaeriaceae
Product: DUF1692-domain-containing protein
Exons: 3
Coding region: 123-1292 (389 amino acids)
Biological process (GO): endoplasmic reticulum to Golgi vesicle-mediated transport; retrograde vesicle-mediated transport, Golgi to endoplasmic reticulum
Cellular component (GO): COPII-coated ER to Golgi transport vesicle; endoplasmic reticulum; Golgi membrane
Source: RefSeq, a predicted model, not a curated record